CGGAGCACCAUCAGGGGGAUUCAGCCAUCUAACCCUACCCCCCACAGCAACCAUGGCGGCCCCGUUGGCUCACUUUGACGAGGACUGGCAGGAUUUUAACGAGUUUAAGCCGUCCUCCGAGGUGCCGAACCAGCUGGACCGCCUGAACUUCAAUGCGGCCGACGCGUCGUCGGGCCUGGACGAUUUGUCCGACUUGGACAACAGCUUCUCCGGGGAGAUCUGCAGCUUCAAGUCCAUGGAGGACCUGGUUCACGACUUCGACGAAAAACUGACGGUUUGCUUCCGCAACUAUAACACCAAAACGGAAAACAUAGCUCCUGUCAAACCGAUCACGGAGGAUAAUUUCCUUAAAGACGACGAGGUGUGGAAUGCUCUGACAGAUAACUAUGGCAAUGUGAUGCCUGUGGACUGGAAGACAUCGCAUACUCGCUCUCUGCACCUGCCCAUCCUCAACCUACGAGAUAAUGAGAAGUUGGACAAUCAGUCACUGGACCUGUCAGAUGAUGAGGACCUGAGAGAGCAGAUGGAUAUGCACUCCAUCAUCGUCUCCUGUAUCAAUGAUGAGCCACUCUUUACUGCGGAACAGGUGAUUGAGGAGAUAGAGGAAAUGAUGCAGGAGUCUCCAGACACAGAAGAAGAUGAGAGUCCCUCCCAGUCAGACCUGUCCAUGCUGUCUCAGGACCUCUAUGCACUCAAACGCUCUGGCUCCAACACCAGCUACGAGAACCGGCUGCACCAGCUGUCUGUGUCUGAGUUGACAGAGGCUCUGGAGGAGGUGGAGACAACCAUCCGUCGCUACAGCGAGGAGUUGAUCCAAGCUCUGGCCCUUCGUGAUGAACUGGACUAUGAAAAGGAGGUGAAGAACAGCUUCAUCUCACUCCUGAUCGACGUACAGAACCGACAGAAGGAGCACCGUGAGCUGCUGCGCAAGAAGAAGAAAAUCCGCAGUACUACCACAGCAGGGGCCAAUGGCCAAAGAACAACCAGCACACACAUACCGGGCACGUAUCUGACCACAGUAAUUCCCUAUGAGAAGAAAGCAGGUUCCCCAUCAGUGGAAGACCUCCAGAUCCUCACCAAGAUCCUCCAUGCCAUGAGGGAUGACAGUGAAAAGGUACCCAGCCUGCUAACAGACUACAUUCUUAAAGUUCUUUGUCCCACAUAAACUCCAAGGGUGGAGUCUCACAGUUCCAGAUCCAUCUGUUGGUACAUCAGAAUCAUUUGGGGCUCUGGAACAUCCUGCCUCCUCUUCAAAUAGUGGAUUUUAACAGUGUGGCAUCUUUUUUCCCCUUUUGCCACCUUAUUCCUAGUAUUAUUCACAUUUUAACUCCAGAUAUUUUACCCAUGGUCUAUCUGUUUGCAUUUGUAAUCUCUCAUCUUCUCAACACUUGAAGACUGUUUCGUCUUUUAAAAAUUCUGUCUGCAUGUUAACUGUGUUAGCCAGUAAUCAGUAUUACUCAGCAACUUAUUUGCUGAUCACCAGUAACUGUCAAAAGAGUGAGUGACAAGGAAAGGACCGUUUGAGUUUGUUUUGAUACCACAGGCAGAUCUUGAGCGGGCUCAGAUAAGGCAGGAGAAAUGCAGACCAAUAGCGAUUCUGUUUUGUGAAUCUAAUGCAUUUGCACUGCUGCACUUCAUGCCUGAGGAGAAAAUAAAUCCUGGCAGAGUCUCUUAAUCUCAUAGGGCCAUGUCAGCAUGUCAGUCGUGGCAUCCAAUGUGAGCAGCCCCCCCCCCCUUUUUUUUUCUUCUUCGAAAUAGUAAUUGAUGGCAUAUGAUGUCUGUGAAGAUCAGAGCUCUGCCUCCUGAAGAUGAACGUGAAAAACCUCUAUUUUUAAAAUGCAGAAUUGUUGUUCCACCUGUCUUUGCAUGCUGCUUUAUACUUGAUGGAGUUGCAUUAGUAUAAUGUUAAAAUUAGCUAUUUUGUAUACUACGGUGUGAAAUUGCACAUUGACAAUUUUUUUUUCUAAUUAUGACCUUGAAAAAGGGAAAAAGAUUUAAAACUGCUAGAAAGUAAGUAGCUGAAAGAACAAACAUGUACAGCAUAAUAUUUUUGAAUAAAGAGUUGUUUUAGUGAGAUUAUGGACUGGGCGUUGUCAGUAGCUAUGUUGUGACAACAUAUUGACAUUGUUUGUAAAGGCUAGUCAUUGACCUUUGUCCCUCAAGUAGCAACCUCACCCCUCAAUGGGUUUUGCCAUAACAUCACUUUACAGAUACCUCACUCGAUGAAUCUUUUCAUUAAUAGGAAGUGAAAUAGUCUACAGUCCAUAUCAUAAUUAGAUUAUGUAGCUGGAGUUGUAUAAUGUUUUUUUUAACUCUGUAUUUGAUAUCAUAGCUUGUUGGAUUUCUGUCAUUGUCAGUCCCUUAAUGUUGUACAGACUUUAGGGAUUGUAGUGGUGUUUAAGCUUCUCAGUCAUCUGGGCAGGCCCGCCCACAGAAAUGGCUGGAACCCUGAAAAGGUUCAGUGAAUCCCCCCCCCAAAUCUGCUUUACCCAUCACCACAUGUGUGCACUCUCUAUCUCCUACUAAACACAUACUUGUAAACUAAGAGACUUACUCAGUAAUGGGGGCUACAUGGGCACCACACACACACACACACACACACACACCAUAAUAGAACUCUUAGACACACUUAAACACACUAAGGUCAACAAAGAUCUUCUACACUUACACCACAUAUUUCUACGAAGAAAAUGCAAUUUCUUACUGUAUGACUUCAUCUUUGCCUCUUGUACAGCCAUCUUCCUUGUCUUAAUGGAUGCAAAGUCCUUUAUAAUGUCAUUAGCGUCUACCUGUUUUGGCAGUUCACACUCAAUGGCAAGUAUUGUCAUUAUCAUUGUUUAUAUUUAGGAUGAACAUUAUUGCUGGCCUCCGUGGGCCCCCCUAGCAACUGGGCCCCAGAAAGCCCCCCCCCAUGGACGGCCCUGCAUCUUAGCACACCCAGUAGUAGAAAAUGUGCUUAGUGUUAGAUCUAAUUGCAGGGGAUUUUGCUAGUAGUGCACAACUGUAUCAAGGCUAAUGAAUUGUUAUCAUGAAUGAUAAAAAGUGUUUUCAUGCUUAUCAUAGUCCAACUUUACACCUUUAUAUUGAUAAUCAAGGAAAUUUUUUAACACAAAUUAGUUUUUUAAAUUGCAAAUCUAAUUAUCUGAAAACCUGACAACUGUGCACCAUCCUAAGGCAGCAUAUCCACCACGUUUUCAGUGAGUUCAGCACAUAGCUUUCUGAUCACUCUCAAAUGAGCUACAAGCAAACAGCUGUGUCUCACUCUCAGAUCAGGUCUAGUCUAACUCUCAGGUACACUUUACUGCCAUAGUCAUUGAAAAUCCUUUUGAAGAAUCCACCAGUUUUGGUACGGACAUUCCUUAGCAUUUCUUGGUAAGCGUUUCCAGGAACAUUUAAGCUGCUAGAUGUCACGGUGCUGUCAUGAACUAAUGACUUGAUACUUCUGUGUUAAAAAACACUAGUUGGAAAUUUCCCUGAAAAACAUAAGGAACAGCCUUAAGUUACCUUGUAAGCACUUGACUAAGUCAGGGUGGCUUUAUAGUUAAUUUGUUGUUAAAAGAUACUAUAGUCAAAACUUGGCUGUUGUAAAAUGGGACUAGCUUAGGUGAAAACAUGAGUGUAAGUUGAAGAUUGGUGCCCUAAGUCUUGGACCUAAAGUAGAAAUGGUUUUAGUAGCACCUGAAAAGACCUCGUAAAGGGUUUUUGUAGCAUCCGCUUGACAUGGAAGCCAAGUUUGGAUAAUGUGGUUGCAGCUAAGUCAGCUGAACAUAGUGUGUAGUGAGCAUAGCAUCUUGAUAGAGAUAAGAUUAGUGAUUAGUCUGUUGGAGUAUUGAUCAUAAUAACAAAUACAGUUAGACAUUGAUUUGCAGUUUCAUAUCUGUUUUCCUCUCUUGGUUGACUACAAUUUUGGUACAAAUUCUAAUUAUGGCUCUUUUGCUUAUGGCAAAAAGGAAAUGGCAAAGAAGAUGUAAGAUAGGAGGAUUAUUAAAGAUUGAAUGGAUGUGAGGAAAGUUUGCACAAAGGGUUUCUAUUUGAGGGCUUUACAGUUGUUUUAUUUGUAAAGGAAGACAGAAAAGCUUGUAGUUCUGUGUACCUAAUUUAUAUGUAACUUAUUUCUACUGUCGUCGGCGUCCAAAGCACUCGCCACCAUAUGCUGCAUGCUCUUUAAAUCUACAAACACUUCUCAGCGGCCGAUAUGAUUUCAUGCAGUAGUGUUAAGGAUACACAAAAGGGACAUGCACACAGCAAUGAAAUUCGGAGAGCCCCAAAACAUGUUGACAUUUCAAGUUUUGGAGAGGUUUGUGUUGUUGCUCAGAGCCAGGUGGACUCGGCAGCCUGAUGAAGGCUGUUUGAGUGCUUGGGUACGCAAGAUGCCAGAGGGCAAAGAGAAACGGCAGGAGGCCUGGUGGCACUGGCACAUGUUUGCUUUGAGACAAGAUCAUCCCAUGAUGCAUCGCUACAAAUUUUAGUUUUAAAUAAAAUUCUCUGAAAUUGGUACAUAACACCACAUUUGAACCCAUCUCGGAACAAGUCUUGGGAAAGUGCCGCGGUGCAGUCUUGCAGAUUUGUGAAGCCUCUUGUCUCAGGCCAACGCCACUUCCUUCCCAUCUGAUGAUGUUGGAGGACAUAUCACAAUACCACGCUUUAGAGAUUUAUAUUUAUACAUUAUACAACUAGCAUUAAAAAGAGGCUGCCUUAGUAAAAGUCUGACAUAUUUUGUAUAUUAUAUAAUCUGUUUUUAAUGCAAUGUAAUUCUUCCCCAUUUUGGAUUUUCUAUGUUUACUGUCCCAUGUUGUGCGUACUGCAAUGCAUUAAUUUAUUAAGUAAAUGUUUGUUUUUUAACCAUACUAUUGACUGUAGUGGUACAUGUGUUAUGUGCCCAAAAUUGCAUUGUGGCUCACUUCAAAUAAAUAUUAAAACUGC
Messenger RNA from Lampris incognitus (smalleye Pacific opah), 4923 nucleotides. RefSeq names its product fasciculation and elongation protein zeta 2b (gene fez2b). Bases 53 to 1165 code for a protein of 370 amino acids. Lineage: Eukaryota; Metazoa; Chordata; Actinopteri; Lampriformes; Lampridae. The record is from RefSeq and is a predicted model, not a curated record. Gene Ontology annotation, cellular component: cytoplasm; axon. The transcript has 9 exons.